Messenger RNA from Dinoponera quadriceps, 1106 nucleotides. RefSeq lists its product as uncharacterized. The record is from RefSeq and is a predicted model, not a curated record. The transcript is spliced from 3 exons. The coding region runs from base 1 to 792 and encodes 263 amino acids. NCBI's taxonomy places the organism in Eukaryota, Metazoa, Arthropoda, Insecta, Hymenoptera, Formicidae.
AUGGUGGCGGCUUGUAGUGGUGACUUUGGAACUAAUAAAAAUAACAGGUCUAAUAAUCAUAACGGGUCUAAACUACUCCGAGAAAAGCCGCGCGGCGGUAAACGCAACGAGCGCAGGACCUUGCGCGAUCCUCCGCAGCGGCGCGACACUUCGUGGGCCAUAAAGUUCGGGAUCGUUCGUGAUCCUUCGCGGCCUCACAGCACUCGGUGGGUCACUCACAAGGAGCGCGAGAGCUCGUUCGCGUAUCGUAGGAGGGGAAAGGCGUUUUCUUCUCUCCGCUGCGAAACGGUAAUCCAGAACAAGAACGUGAACAUCAUCGUGAACGUGGACCCGCAGGAAGUGGCGAAGGAAUUGUGGAAGGUGAUUGAGGCUCGUCUCAACAGUACCGGUCACCCCACCCACGCGUGGAACGCGAUUAAGGAUCUGGAGAAGGUGGUGGCUCCAUUGGUGAUGCCCGGCAGAAGGAGCUUGACGCAGCCGUCCGCUUAUCACUUAGCAACCGAGUUCGACCAGAUCGCCCGGCGAGCGCUCACCCGCGACACUCCGGGUCUCAACUUGAUGGACCAGGAAAUCAUGAUCAGGGACAUCGUCGCGGAGAUGAUGGUCUCGCUCAAGAUGAUCCAGUCGAAGAUCGAAGAAGCGUCCUUUAACCACUUCGGCCUUCGAACCGAGGCUACGCCCAACAGAAGGAUGUACGAGCCUAUCACGACAGUGAGCGACGACGAGCACAACGACUACGUGAACGUCAAGAUCAAGAUGCGCAAACAGGACAUCCUCGACGUGUUUCACUAGCUCCGGCCGAUCGUGUGCGCCAGAUUUUGUUGAAUAAAUAAAUUCAAUAAGUCAAUUGUCAAAUUAAAGUUAAUUAAAUAAAUUCAACAGUUGAGAGUUUAAUUGAUGAAUUAAUUUUGCUAAAUAAGUCGCAAUCUUUUAUUUGGACGGGAAGAAUUUUGUAAUAGAGAUUAUAUUAGGAUACCUCCGGUAUAUACGUCUCACUUAAGGAAAACUUAAUUUAUCAAAUGUUAUUUAUUAUGUUUAAGGCAAAUGAACUAUUCAAAUAAAACUGUAUAUUGUAUAUUCUACUGUAUAUUCUACUGCUAUAAACA